This is a messenger RNA of Quercus lobata, 1134 nucleotides long. Its product is annotated as neurogenic locus notch-like protein. The coding region runs from base 88 to 726 and encodes 212 amino acids. The transcript has 6 exons. The record is from RefSeq and is a predicted model, not a curated record. Lineage: Eukaryota; Viridiplantae; Streptophyta; Magnoliopsida; Fagales; Fagaceae.
CUGGUUUUUCAAACUGUUUCGAUUAGCCCGUUAAAUACAAAGCACAGCUUCUCUUUCUCUCUCACUCUGCCUUUGUUUGUGUGAGACAUGGCUUCCACUUGUGUCACUGGUUUUCUUGUAGUUUUGCUUGUUCUGCAACCUUGGAUUGCUUUAAGCUACCUUUUGCCCCCUGUUUUCCCUCCUGUCUUUGAUGAUGUGUGCAAAGAAGUGGUAUGUGGAAAAGGAACUUGCAAGCCAACAAAUCAAAGCGCUUUCAUCUUGUUUGAAUGUGAAUGCUAUCCUGGGUGGAAGCAGGCUAACUUUGGCCUUGCCGAUAACAGGUUUCUACCUUGUGUGGUUCCCGAUUGUACCAUCAAUUACUCUUGCAUGAAUGCCUUCUCACCCGUCCAAGACAAAGGGAGCAAAGCUAAUGAAUCAAUCUUCGAUCCUUGCCAUUGGACCAAUUGUGGAGGUGGCUUUUGCAACAAAACAUCAAAUUUAACAUAUAGCUGUGAAUGUGAAAAGGAUUAUUAUAAUAUUCUCAAUGAUACUUCCUUGCCCUGUUUCCAAGACUGUGCAAUUGGAAUGGAUUGUUCAACCCUGGGAAUAUCAUCUUCAAACAAACCUACUUCUGUAACACAAGUAAUGUAUGAUGAUGGUAUGAACCAUGCUACUUCAAUUCUACAAGGACAUUCUCUUUGGUUGAUAACCCUGAUGACAUUCAUGGCUAUGGUUCAGUGGAAAUAGACGGACUUAACUAUAUAUUUAAGGCUUACGACCCUGCAUUCCAGCUAGAUUCCAUAGAUUUCAUUGCUACUCCAUUGCUUUUGGUUUUCCAUUUAAGGUCUGCUGCCUGUUCCACUUGACCAGCAUUUCUAUGUAUAUAUAAUCAGGUCCUAUAAAUAAAUUACGACAUGAACAAGGAGGAGUAUGUUGAAUAGAUAUAACUCAGCACAGGACUUAAGAGUAGAACAUUUUAAGUAUAAGGCAUAUAUGCUUUUGUUGAACAUGAUUUGAUGAUCUAGAGUUCUAUUACCUAUUUUGAGAAAAUAAGACUGGUGUUGAUUUGUUAUGUUAAAUUGUUUCUUUAUUAACCAUAUAAUUAUUGGAAUAAGAAAUGGAAUUCAUUAACCUUCAAAAUGGUUGAUCUUUGAA